ACAGGGCGAACAACGUCGUUGGAAAUGUGACGACAGAAAUUCAUCCUGGAAAUGAUAAAGUUUCGCGAUGGCUCAGACAGCCGCAGGCCCGCAGCGCAAAUGCACCUGGGACUGAAUACUAGAGUAGAUAGUCACUAGUAGAUUUUGCAACAGAAUCUGUACUGUAGAUUUGUUAGUUGGAACUUGGAAGGAUGGGGGCCAGUAGAAGUAGCGAUCCGAAUCAGGACGGGUCGGAUGAGCAGCAGAAACGAUCGGAGAUCUACACGUACGAGGCGCCGUGGCACAUCUACGCCAUGAACUGGAGCGUCCGGCGGGACAAGAAGUACCGGCUGGCCAUCGCCAGCCUGCUGGAGCAGUACCCGAACCGAGUGGAGAUUGUCCAGCUGGACGACUCCAACGGAGAGAUCCGGUCCGACCCGAAUCUGUGCUUCGAGCACCCGUAUCCGCCGACCAAGACCAUAUUCAUCCCGGACAAGGAGUGCCAGAAGCCGGACCUGCUGGCCACAUCGAGCGAUUUCCUGCGCGUGUGGAGCAUCUCGGAAGACUCCUCCUCCGUGGAGCUCAAGUCGGUCCUGAACGGCAACAAGAACUCCGAGUUCUGCGGGCCGCUCACCUCGUUCGAUUGGAACGAGGCGGAGCCAAAGCGCAUCGGCACCUCCUCCAUCGACACCACCUGCACCAUCUGGGACAUCGAGCGUGAGGCCGUCGACACCCAGCUCAUCGCCCACGACAAGGAGGUCUACGACAUCGCCUGGGGCGGCGUCGGUGUCUUCGCCUCCGUCUCCGCCGACGGCUCCGUCAGAGUGUUCGACCUGCGUGACAAGGAGCAUUCCACCAUCAUCUACGAGAGCUCCGAGCCCGACACCCCCUUGGUCCGCUUGGGAUGGAACAAGCAGGACCCCAGGUACAUGGCCACCAUCAUCAUGGAUAGCGCCAAGGUCGUCGUCCUCGACAUCCGCUUCCCUACGCUUCCGGUCGUCGAGUUGCAGAGGCACCAGGCCAGCGUCAACGCCGUUGCUUGGGCCCCUCACAGCUCUUGCCACAUCUGCACUGCCGGGGAUGACUCACAGGCCCUCAUCUGGGACCUCUCCUCCAUGGGCCAGCCCGUCGAGGGUGGCCUCGAUCCCAUUCUGGCCUACACUGCCGGGGCAGAGAUUGAGCAGCUGCAGUGGUCUUCUUCUCAGCCCGAUUGGGUUGCAAUUGCUUUCUCCACCAAGCUUCAGAUACUCAGGGUAUGAAUGUGACCAAUCACUACCGCCCAGUCUUGAUUGAUGAUUGAUAUGACAUUGCCACAACCUCACUAUUGCAAUUUCACUUUCUCUUUGCCUUCUAAUGAAAAUGCUAUGUGAUUUGUUUCCUACCAA
This is a messenger RNA of Rosa rugosa (rugosa rose), 1364 nucleotides long. RefSeq names its product WD repeat-containing protein LWD1. The coding region runs from base 192 to 1238 and encodes 348 amino acids. The record is from RefSeq and is a predicted model, not a curated record. Gene Ontology annotation, molecular function: protein binding. NCBI's taxonomy places the organism in Eukaryota, Viridiplantae, Streptophyta, Magnoliopsida, Rosales, Rosaceae. The transcript has a single exon. Gene Ontology annotation, cellular component: nucleus.